Neogale vison (American mink) is the source of this 1230-nucleotide messenger RNA. RefSeq names its product adhesion G protein-coupled receptor E3-like. The transcript has 9 exons. NCBI's taxonomy places the organism in Eukaryota, Metazoa, Chordata, Mammalia, Carnivora, Mustelidae. The annotation marks the transcript as partial. Gene Ontology annotation, molecular function: G protein-coupled receptor activity. Gene Ontology annotation, cellular component: membrane. The record is from RefSeq and is a predicted model, not a curated record. Gene Ontology annotation, biological process: cell surface receptor signaling pathway; adenylate cyclase-activating G protein-coupled receptor signaling pathway.
AUGCCAAAGAAAACAUUCCCUAGCAAAAGUGGUAUUAUCGCAUUUAUAUCUUAUGCUUCUAUUGGUCCCAUCAUCGGUGAGAGUUUUGCGUCUGAGGAAAAUCUAAGGACAAAGGAAAAAUUGCAUAAUUUCUACCUGAACUCCAAGGUAGUGAGUGGUACAGUGGGAUCCAGAAAGAACAUCUCACUCCCCGUGUCGGUUAAUUUCACAUUUCAGCAUGAAAAGAUGAAGAGAGAAAAUGAGCAGUCCAUCUGUGUCUACUGGCAAGGGUCGUCUUGGUCUAAUGAAGGCUGUCAAGUCAUUUCUUCAGAUGAAAAUCAAACCCUUUGCAGCUGCAACCACCUCUCCAGCUUUGCCAUCCUUGUGGCAUCUGCCAAAUUAAAGGUGGAUCCUGUACUGACCAUGAUCACAUAUGUGGGGUUGAGCCUCUCUCUGCUGUGCCUCUUCCUGGCAGCCCUCACCUUCCUCCUGUGCCGAACCAUCCAGAACAUCAGCACCUCCCUCCACCUGCAGCUCUCCAUCUGCCUCUUCCUGGCCCACCUGCUCUUCCUCACAGGCAUUGAGCGGACAGAGUCCAAGGUGCUGUGCUCCAUCAUCGCUGGGGUGCUGCACUACCUCUACCUGGCCUCCUUCACCUGGAUGCUCCUUGAAGGGCUGCAGCUUUUCCUAACCAUCAAGAACCUCAAGGUGGCCAACUACAUCAGUGCAGGGAAGUUCAAGAGGAGGUUCAUAUAUCCUUUUGGCUACGGGAUCCCAGCUGUGAUUGUAGCUGUGUCUGCAGGGCUUCGACACACCAGCUAUGGAACAGAAACUCACUGCUGGCUCAACUUCCAUGGAAAAUUUAUUUGGAGCUUCAUGGGACCUGUUUUUGUUAUUAUUUUGAUCAAUUUUUCCUUCUAUCUGACCACCCUAUGCAUUUUAAAAAACCAGCUUAGCUCCCUCAAUAAUGAAUUAUCCAGGAUGCACAACACAAGGAUGCUGGCAUUCAAAGCCAUUGCUCAGCUUUUCAUUUUGGGCUGUUCUUGGGGCCUUGGCUUCUUUCUGGUGGAAGGAGUACUGGACCCCAUCAGGUCGGUAAUGGCCUAUUCCUUCACCAUCAUCAAUGUCCUACAGGGCGUCUACAUCUACCUGGUCUACUGCCUUCUCAAUCACAAGGUACGAGAAGAAUACAGACGCUGGUUCAAGAAGAUAAGGAAAAGGACAGAAACUGGCAACUAUGACUUUUUUGGC